Molecule: messenger RNA, 1266 nt
Organism: Sinocyclocheilus grahami
Lineage: Eukaryota; Metazoa; Chordata; Actinopteri; Cypriniformes; Cyprinidae
Exons: 6
Coding region: 146-898 (250 amino acids)
Molecular function (GO): sequence-specific DNA binding
Source: RefSeq, a predicted model, not a curated record
AGAACAUGAAGCAGAAAAUCAAAUCAUUUGAUUGGUCGGACGGGAUCACGUGACAUCAUGUUUUGUCUUUCUUCUCGUGAUGUAUGUAACCUUGCACGUUGAUCUGAUUGAAUGUAGCGAUAUAAUCUGACAGAGUGUUGCGACGAUGGCGAAGUGUGUGGUCCAAGGAUGCAUAAACCACAGUGAUCUCAGACCGGGCGAGCAAUCGAGCCGUACGCACAAGAGGUUUUUCAGGUUCCCCAAAGACAAGGCCCGGGUGAAAGUGUGGCUGGCCGCUUUACGGGAGACUCGGCUCGAAAUCACAGAUCAGCAUCAGAUAUGCGAGGAUCAUUUCCUGAGCCAUCACAUCACGCCGAACGGCAUCAGCCCGGACGCGAUCCCUGUUAUGCCGCCGUUAGAGGGACUGGUCGCCGGCUGGAGCUCGUGUGGUGAGCAGGACGAGCACUCGGACCCAGUUGAGGAGGGUGAAGUUGCUGCAGAAGAGGAUCUUUAUGAUGUAGAGUUUGAGGAUUAUAAGGAAGAAGAUGAAGACCUCAGUCUUGCAGAUAAUGGUCCAUAUAGCAUGAAUAGUAAAUUCCAAGGACAGUGUUACAGUAAAAGUUUAAUUAACAAUCCCAACAUUAACAAUCAUGUGAAUCAAGCAACAGGGGCAUCCUCCAGACAAGUUGGUGCCAAUAGCCCUGUGGAAUCGAUCCAGAUCCACUUGAAGGGCUGCAGAGGGCCCAUCCAUAUACUCACCUGUGAGACUGAGGGCCCAAGUGAAGCUGUGGAUCCAACUAACACAGAAUCGAAGCUUGUCAAACCAGCCUGCUUUCUGACACUAGAGGAGAGCCAGAUUCACACACAACCACUUAUAUCAGAUGUUUCAAAUACUGUAGCAGCUGUACAGACCACAUAAAAGAAGAGGCUUUGCUUCUUUGAGAUGAACUACCCCAUCUUAACUGACUACUUUGGCCUUUUUGGAGAGACCACUGUGCAUAUAUUAACUCUGCCGUGGUUUAAGACAUCUGUUGUGAAGAUUUUUGAUUUGUAAAUAUAUGGAUGAGUAUUUUGAACAGUUUAAAGUAUUUUUUUCUAUAAGCAUUAUGAGGAAACUUGAAGGUUGUCUUUUGAAAAUUGUGAAAAAAAAAUGUUCUUGGACCAUCUGACAAUACUGUAAAUUAAUCAAAUGUGGUGGUCAAAGAUGAUGCUUGGACCCUUUGUUUCAAUAUGGCAAGAUGUCCUGGUUUAUGGGGGAGUGGUUUGUAAAUGUAUGCUAUGGUCCAA